Molecule: messenger RNA, 3463 nt
Organism: Odontomachus brunneus
Lineage: Eukaryota; Metazoa; Arthropoda; Insecta; Hymenoptera; Formicidae
Product: fibrous sheath CABYR-binding protein
Exons: 9
Coding region: 242-2323 (693 amino acids)
Source: RefSeq, a predicted model, not a curated record
CAGCGUUUCCUCGACGCUCAUUGCUCGUCGACUCGUCGAGCCAUCUACACCGGGUGUACCGGAGCAGCAAGAGGAUUUCAAGUUCGUCCAUCGGGAGCCGACCCAGGAAGAGGAACAGAAUCGCGGCAAGGAGGUGGGAGAGAGAAACGAGACGACACACCGACGUUCCCGGGCUCGACCGAUCGCUUUUGUGCUACGUGGACCUGGUCGGAAGUAGAAGAUCGCGCAGGACGAAGAGGAGAUGGAGAAAGAACAGCCAGACUCUUUGGCGACGGUCGCCGUCGUCUCGGACAAGAUACCGCAGACCCACAGCCACUACGCACCCAGUGAGGUCUAUUCUUCCACUGAGCCGCCACCGGCGUAUAUGAGGCCUCCGAUGAAGAGUACGGCGGUUCAAAUCGCGAGGAUCGCCGCCAUCACUUUGAUCACAAUGUCCGUGGUCUUAGGCAGCUUUAUCCUGGCGGCGUCCUGGGUCCAGGCUAGAGCUUCUUGUACGCCGGAAGCGAUUGCGGCGAUGCAGCGUGAGCUGAAGCAGCAACAGCAACAACAGAUUUCUGGGACUUUUCAGUCGCAGGGUGAAUUCCUGAAUCAUCUGCAGCCGGAAGCUCUCGUGCAGGAAUCUGUCGAAUCGAAGGAUUCUCUUCAAAGCCUUGCUACGCCGAUGAAGAAGGAGGCCGAUUCGGAUACCAAGGAUAUGAAAGUCCAAGGAGAAGGGGAGAACAGCUCGAAAUCUGACAGCGAGAGCGGCGACCGCGACGAUGAUGAUGACGAUUACGAUGAUGAUGAGUUCCCUCCCGUGCACAUUAAGCUCCCUCUUCAAUUGGAUCUCGACGAUAUCGCUGGUACGCUAAUUCAGCAAGCUCGCAGCAGAGUUUCCUGCGUGGUUGAACGACGACGGGCUGACGAGGUGAUGGACGGAACCGGUGACAACGGUCUGGAUAACAGUACUGAUCCGCAGCGUUUCCAGAGACUGAGCGGCGAGCGAGUUGCCAUCCUUUGUGAGUCGGGCAGUCCAAACCAGGAGCAACAGGAACAGGAAAUGCUCACUCCGAUCAUCGUGCCUCUUGGUACUGUACAAAUUCCUUUACAGUCUCAAGAACCCAAUCCAGGUUACCAUCAAUAUCAGAUACACACUCAGUAUCAAGUUCCUGAUAUGCAGCAACUGCCGCUCAGCGACCCACGAGGAUUAAAUCACAUACCGCCCGGUUUACUUCCUCCUGAGCUCCGUAACCUGCCUCAGUUAACUAUGGAGAUGAGACCGCCUCGAAUGGGCCCGCAAACACCCAUGAUGGGACCUCAAAAUAAUCCGAUGGGACCUCAAGUCGAGGUGCGUCAGAUCCCUAUUGAACUACGUCACUUCCCAAUGGAUUCUAUGAGGAAUAUGCGGCCGAUGGCUCAGGAGCCUCGUCAGGAGCCGCAGCCGCAGAUCUCUGUUAUGUAUCACCAAGCCGAGCAAGUUCCCAAUGCCUAUAACCAAGAGCAACAAGGACCUGCCAUGAUGCCACCACCACCUCCUCCUCCGCAACCCGAGGCGCAGGUCCAAGAUCAGAGAAUACAUCAACCCGUGAUGAUCCCGCAGACCGAACAAAGACCGCCGGUCGCAUCUCAGGUCACGCCCGAGAAGCCGCGCUCUCCAUUCCAAGGUAUCCCUAUUGAAAUCAGAAGAAUCAUUCAGCAAGUACCGCUGGAGAUCAAGAAUAUUAUUCAGCAUAUCACUGGCGAAGCCAGACCAUUCCCGGUACAAGUACCGGAAGGGGCACGUCGUGAGGAACUCAAGCCGUUCCCAGGCGCGCGACCGAUACCGUUAGGACCAUUCCCACUUCCGGUGGAAGUGAGAAAUUUGAUCGAGCAUGGUAACAUCGAAGGCCGCCAACGGUCAGAUGGUAGUGACGAACAACAGGAAGCGAAACCCUUCCCAAGUUCAGAGGAUGAAGGCGAUGAUGUCGACAGGAACUUCCCAGUGCCCAUGGAAAUUCGUGAUAUAAUCCAUCAGGUUGUGGAGGGUCGUGCUUUUCCAGUUCCAAGAUUUGCGCUGAGACCAGUCGAGUCUUUAGAGGUACCAGUAGAAGCGCGUGCUGAAGUUACUGAUGGCCAGUCCAUGGAGCAACAAUCCGAGCAACAGCAACAAGCCGACCAGCACCAGCCAACACAUAUGAUGAUUCAGCAACAGCAGCAGCAACAACAACAACAGCAGCAUCAAUCCAUGCAGGAAGCCCGUCCUCACUUUGUACAACCACGUUCUGUACGCUCCGCACCUGACGAGGUCUUCCUUCAUCGUCGCGAGAAACGCGUACGUCGUUGCGCCUGCGAUUGUGCGUGCUAAAUGAUGCAGCCAACAACGGCAUUCGCGUCGGACGGACCGAAUCAUUGAGUCCGCCCGGGAUCUUAAAAUUAAGAAGAAGUGGACCUUAAAAGCGCGUUACUAACGCACACUACGAUCAGAUAUUUAAAAUUGUUGCAGUCUUGGCGAUAAGAAAUAGUUGCAUAUAUUCUUGUCAAUGUUGCAACCGGCUGCAAGCGGCAAUCGCACCGAAUUCUCACGAACAGAAAUAGAUUAUUAUAGCAGGCUACGACGUUCAAGUAAUUUCCCUUCAGGUUUUCCUAAAUUCUGAAAUUUGGUGAAAAUCCAAGAAUUCGUCACUUCUACUCGUCGAACUGUGUUCGUCGCGAAAGAGGAAAAACGAUAGAGUUGCACAAAGUUGAUAGUAUUUUUAUGUUCCACACGACUUACCGAGGUAAGUGCGCCCGCUAAUUAAAGCGUACAGUCGACGAUUAUAAUGGAAUUUGCUCGUCGAAAAAUAAUGUCUCAUUUGAUCAAUAAUUAUUGACUUUGGAAUAAUUGAUUUUACAAUAUUUUUAACCUCAGCCAUCAGUACUGAUUAAGUAAAUUAUUUAGUAAACUGUGUAAAGUAUAACACAUUUUACAUACAUUUUACCGACACAAGCUACUAUAUAUCAAUAUAUAUAUCAAUGAGAUUAGAGUAAUAUUUUCUAAACGAUUUGUCGAUUGUAUUCUUUCGUAGACGGAAAGAGUGGAAAGUGUAGCUUAGAAAUCUGUGAUUCCCUUCUAUACUGGAAACGUGCUUCAAGAAAUGUAGUAAACAUGGUUUAAUAUUUUAAAAGGUAAAUAACUAUUAUUAUUAGGCGUUUGUGUACAAUAAUCAACUCCUUAUAUCCUUUUAAUAAUUAUGCAUUUUUGUUUACUUAUCUCUUAUGACCCUCCGUCCCCUUCGUAAUGAUAGAAAAAGGAUCGUAUAAGCUAAUUCAAAAGCUUCUCGAAAACACAGUAUAUUUUUAUUUUAGUUCAAAUGAUUAUUUACGGAUACACUUCUGUACAUUGUUUGCGCUUUGGAAAUUAAUUUAAGCUUCGAUUAUUUUAUUGAUUUAUGUUCUUUAUGUAUUCUACAUGUUUUCCUUUUUUUCAUGACAAAUAAUAAAGUGAUACGAUAUUGGUUAGACUCAA